This is a messenger RNA of Symbiodinium sp. CCMP2592, 1602 nucleotides long. The record is from the annotation of a GenBank genome assembly. Lineage: Eukaryota; Dinophyceae; Suessiales; Symbiodiniaceae.
AUGGCCGAGGUCGCCGAGGUGGCUGGCAGCGAAUGGCGCCGUGCGCUGCAUCUCUUCGAGCUCGGAGCGCCUGCCCAGCGCUCCACCGCCCUCUGCAACGCAGCCAUGCACCUGGUGAUGACUGCAUGUGGAACUGCGCAGCAGUGGCAGCGUGCUUUGGGCUUCCUGUGCAUGGUUGACAGCUUACGCUUGAGGAAGACUAUAGUCAGCUUCAACGCCGCCUUGCGGGCUUGUGGCAAAUGCGCCAAGUGGCAGCACGCGCUGCGCGUUUUCCGGUCCAUCGGCGACAGCCAGCUACAAGGUGACAGAGUGUCUUACCGCACGAUCAUCAGUGCUUGCUCGCAGGAGUGGAACCACGCGUUGUUUCUUCUACAGGAAGGCAGGGAGACAAUGCUUGCGACGGAUGCGGGCUCUUAUGGUGCAGUAAUGUUUGCCUGCCAAGCUGCAAGCUUCUGGAAGGAAGCGCUGAGCGUCUUCGAAUCCAUGGCAGAAGCGAGAGUCCAGGCAGACGCAAGAAGCUUCACGUCUGCGAUCGGCUCGUUGGUCGGAGUUGAGGAUUGGCAAGGUGCAGUGACGAGAUUCUCCGACAUGCUGAAGCAGAGCCUCGAGACUGACAGUAUUGUUCAGAAUGCCGGGCUUCGGGCCAAGGGUUGGUUGCUUUGGCAGACUGCCAUCCGACAGCUGGCCCUGCUGGAGCGAACAGCUGGCCUCCGAACCGAUGUGGUCUCUUACAACACCGUUCUGAGAGCUUGCGAAGGGCAGUGGCAAAUGUCUCUUGCGCUUGUAGCUCAGAUGAAGCACAAAGCAAUGAAGACGACCAUGUUUACGAUGGGCACGUUGCUUUCUGGCAAGAAUGAGCUGAGUGAAGCUUGGAGCAGGCCAUUGCACUUGUUAGCCGCUUGGCACCGGUGGUCAGCAGAGACAAGUGUGGUCUCUCAUACCAACCUGCUGGCCGGAAUGGCUAACAGUUGGCAUCUGGCUGUGGCGUACUUCAGCGCUUUGCAAGCGCUAGGGUUCGUGAAGGUGCUUCCCAUGGAAACGGCUGCUGCCCACGCUUUCGGAACCGGAGGGCGCUGGCAGCAAGUCGUGCGCGUUGCAGCGCAGGCCACUGGAAGGGAUCUCGUCAUGAAGCAUGUGGCGCUGGAAUCCCAAGUCUCAGCUCUGCAGUGGCAGAAGGGGGUCCAGGUUUAUGCGUCGCUGGCGGUACAGAACCUGGAGCCAAGCCUUCUCACAGCCAAUCUGGCUAUGUCUGCUUGUCAGUGGAGACUAGCUUCGAGACUGCUCCAGAACGUGGGCUUGUCCGCAUCACAAACGAGUGCGGUAUCUUGCAGCACAGCCAUUACUGCUUGCGGUGGAAGCAGCAGAUGGCAGCAUGUGUCGAUGUUGUUGGAACGGCUUGAAGAACAAGGAUUGGAAACCAGUACCGUUGCCUGUAACGCGGCCGUUUCUGCUUUGGGAAAAUCGAUGCGCUGGCAGUUAGCCUCCUGGGUGCUGUCAGAUGCUCGUGUCCUCGGAGAUGAGAUCAGCUACGACGCCCUUGUGCUUGCCUGCAGUCAGGCUGAAAACUCCUCGCGGUGCGGAAAAGGACGCGAGCUUCAAUAG